Messenger RNA from Lodderomyces elongisporus, 1176 nucleotides. RefSeq lists its product as uncharacterized. The transcript has a single exon. Gene Ontology annotation, biological process: mitochondrial respiratory chain complex I assembly; biosynthetic process. The record is from RefSeq and is a predicted model, not a curated record. Gene Ontology annotation, cellular component: mitochondrion. NCBI's taxonomy places the organism in Eukaryota, Fungi, Ascomycota, Pichiomycetes, Serinales, Debaryomycetaceae. The coding region runs from base 1 to 1176 and encodes 391 amino acids.
AUGUUAUCACGGUUCUCACGUGCAAACCCACGCAAUUGUCUUGUUUACCACGGAUCGAGAUCAUACUCUGAAUCAGAAAAAUAUCGCGCAUUGAUUCACAAUUCAGUGGAUAAUAUCACCCAAACAUUAGAGAAAGCCGACCGUUCCUCUUAUAUCCUAGCACAGUACAUUCCUGAACCAGCUCGAGAAACAUUCCUUGCCAUUAGAGCAUUCAAUUUGGAAAUCAACAAGAUUAAUGAAGGUGGAGCCAAUACCCAAUCGCGAGCCUCGCGGGCCUCGAACCAAAUGUCGCAGACUUUGGGAGUCUCUACAGCUGAUCUCAAGUUUAAAUUUUGGAGUGAUUUGAUCCAGCGUAUAUUCACCGAGGAUCCAGAAAGCACAAAGGAUCUUGGUGAGCCCAUAGCCAUUUUGCUUCGAAAUGCAUUAAGGAACAAUUUACAUCUUGACAUUUCCUAUUUUCAGCAAUUUUUGCAAACCAGACGACAUUUCAUCAAGACAAAUGCAGUGUUCAACACAGUGGAUGAUAUCUGCAGUUAUGGUGAAGGCACGUAUUCUCAGCUCAAUUACCUAACACAGGGGGUGCUUUUAUCGCCACUGAUAUCACCAUCAUCGAUAAAGUUGCUCGAAUAUCUGAACCCACUACAAUCUUUGGUGACUGAUAUCUCAGCUCAUAUUGGGCAAGCUACAGCAAUUGCAUCCAUGAUUAAUGGACUUCGAUUCUAUGCAUCAUCGCGCAACCAAAUUACCUUACCAGUGGAUAUCAUGACAAAGAAUGACUUGUCGCAAGAAUCUCUUUUGCGUCUAUUCCAAGGUCACGCUGAUCCAACAGAUGCGCGGGAAACAGUAAACAAGUUGAAGCAGGUGGUGUAUGAGACGUCAAUAGUUGCAAACGAUCAUAUUCUUACAGCAAGAAAGAAAUUGAAAGAUUUCAAGGAGCAAGCUAGAGAAGUUGUGGCUAGCCACUCCAAUGAUGCUAUAUUGCAAAAAUACUCCAAGAGCUGGAGAGGCGGCGUUCCGGAUACGAUAUUCACGCCCAUGAUGGUUGGUAUACCAACAAGUUUGUAUUUGCAAAGAUUGGAAAAGCACGAUUUUGAUGUUAUGAGUCCCAAGUUGCAACAACAAGAAUGGAGGUUGGCGUGGACUUCAUUUAAGGAUUACUAUAGGAGGCAGAUUUGA